CCCACCACUAUAAAAGCACCUUUUCUUGAACAAUUCACAGACGAUUGGUCAACCCGUUGGUCAAAAAGUGAAUCCACAAAAGAGAAUAAUGAUGGUGGCGAAAUAUUCAGUUACGUUGGGGAGUGGAAGGUCGAAGAGCCAAAAAUUUAUCCUGCCAUAAAAGGCGACAAGGGCCUAGUUAUAAAAACACCCGCCGCUCAUCAUGCGAUAUCCGCUCUUUUAAAAACGCCGUUGGAUAACAAAGGCAAGACAUUAGUAGUCCAAUAUGAAGUUAAACUUCAAAAUGGACUUGAAUGUGGAGGUGCCUAUAUGAAACUUUUAACUGAGUCAGAAAAUGGAAUUCAGGCUGUUGAAUUUUCGGAUAAGACACCUUAUACGAUUAUGUUUGGGCCCGAUCGGUGUGGUAGCACCAAUAAAGUUCACUUUAUCUUCCGACACAAAAAUCCACUAACUGGCGAAUAUGAAGAAAAGCAUAUGACAAGUCCUCCUUCGGUCAAAGUAAGCAAGCUUAGCACUUUAUAUGGGCUAAUCGUGAGACCCAACAACACAUUCGAAAUUCUAAUUAAUAAUGAAACAGUCAAAACUGGAAGUCUCUUCAAAGAUUUUUCACCAGAGAUUAACCCCCCAAAAGAAAUUGAUGACCCUGAUGAUAAGAAACCAGAUGAUUGGGUUGAUAAUCCAAAAAUACCCGAUCCAGAUGCGAAAAAACCUGAUGACUGGGAUGAAGACGCACCUCUUGAAAUCCCUGAUGAAGAUGCUGUAAAGCCAGAAGGUUGGCUCGAUGAUGAACCCUUGACCAUUCCCGACCCAGAGGCAAAAAAGCCUGAUGAUUGGGAUGACGAGGAAGAUGGUGAUUGGAUUCCCGCGAGCGUUCCCAAUCCAAAAUGCGACGAAGCACCUGGAUGUGGUGAAUGGAAACGACCAACAAAGAGAAAUCCUAAUUACAAGGGUAAGUGGUAUCCACCAGAAAUUGACAACCCUAAAUAUAAGGGUCUAUGGGCACCUCGUAAGAUUCCCAACCCGAAGUUCUUUGAAGAUUUAACUCCCUCUGAUUUUGAAAAGAUUGCUGCCAUUGGAUUCGAGAUUUGGACGAUGCAAAACGAUAUUUUGUUUGAUAAUAUCUACAUCGGUCAUUCUGAGGAAGAUGCACAAAAAUUUGCCGAAGAAACUUGGGGAGUUAAGUACAAGAUCGAAAAGGAAGAAGAAGAAAAAUCCAAUAAAAUUUUAGAUGAUGAACCAACUGUUUCAUUUUUGGAUGAUCCUGUUAAAUUCCUUCGACAACAGAUUGAUGAAUUUAUCGAGGCCUUCCUCGAUGAUCCAUUGGAAUCUAUCAAGACAAAACCAUUUGUCGUAGCUGGUUUAUCAGCUGUGAUUAUUGUUUUCUUUGCGCUUCUCAGAUUACUGUUCAGUUUAAUAACACCCGCAAAAAAGAUUUCUGCACAACACAAAAAAACUGACGCACCAACUCCAGAUGACAAAGAUGCUGAUAAAGACGAUGCAAGUACUUCAAAAGAUGAUGAAAAUGAAGGUGAUGGUGAAACAGAAACGAACAAAGCGACCAAACGAGGGAAGAAACAGAAAACACCAAAAGAACAGCAGAAUAGUGAUCAAAUUCUGUUUGACCAUGCUCUCUUAAGAUCACUUCAUCAAUCACAAAGUUGCCACUUGUUUGUAGAUGAACAAAUAUUCAUUUAUCGCGAAAUAUUAGGGUAUGAACAAACACAGUGA
Acaulospora colombiana is the source of this 1728-nucleotide messenger RNA. The record is from the annotation of a GenBank genome assembly. Lineage: Eukaryota; Fungi; Glomeromycota; Glomeromycetes; Diversisporales; Acaulosporaceae.